GAUGUGUCAGUAACCUAUGCAAAGCUAGCUCCCUCUGAUUAGCCACGUCAUGUAAACUUAGCAGCGGAGCAGCUCUGAAAUAAAGACAGUGAGGGGUCGCAGUUUUUUGGGGGGGAUAUCGGUUAAUUUUGAAAGAGGAGUUGUUUUUUCAGGGUUGUAAUUCGUCAGUAAUUGUAUGGAAACAUGUCGGACAUUGGGGACUGGUUCAGAAGCAUCCCUUUUGUCACCCGGUACUGGUUUGCUGCCUCGGUUGCUGUUCCCCUUAUUGGGAAACUAGGACUGAUUAAUUUCAGGAACCUCCUGCUGUUUCCCGAGCUGGUCUUUAGCAGAUUUCAUCUCUGGAGACCAGUGACAGCCACCUUGUAUUUCCCAGUAACCCCUUCUACUGGGUUUCUGUACCUGGUCAACCUCUAUUUCCUCUACCAGUACUCUUCUCGGCUAGAGACAGGGGUGUUUGAUGGCAGACCUGCAGACUAUAUCUUCAUGCUCUUCUUCAACUGGAUCUGCAUUGUUAUAACUGGGUUGCUGAUGAACAUGCAGCUGCUGAUGAUCCCACUGAUCAUGUCAGUGCUCUACGUCUGGGCUCAGUUCAACAAAGACACGAUUGUGUCCUUCUGGUUCGGGACACGAUUCAAGGCACAUUAUCUACCUUGGGUCAUCCUGGGCUUCAACUUCAUCAUUGGAGGCUCGUUUGUAGAUGAACUGACAGGGAACCUGGUGGGUCACCUCUACUUCUUCCUCAUGUUCAAAUACCCUGUGGACCUGGGAGGACGCUCCUUCCUCUCUACACCAGAGUUCUUGUAUCGGUUUUUCCCUAACAGGAGGGGAGGGGUGUCCGGCUUUGGAGUCCCUCCCACCAGGAGACCAGCUGCCCAGGAGCAUGCGGGGGCAGGCGGGGGAGGAGGAGGACGUCACAACUGGGGCCAAGGCUUCCGUCUGGGGGAUGAUUGAGAGGAGAGGAGAGAGCAGAGAGAGCCAACCCCCCCCUUUGCUCCCAAUAACAAACGGCUGUGCAGUUGAUGUAUCGGGUUAAAAUGCUUGCUUUUUCCAAUUUUUCAAAAAAAGAAAAAAAACCACAUCUUAUGUCAUGUUAAGUUUAGUUUAUAAAGAAGACACCAGGAAGAAAUUUGAAGAAGCACACAUUUUAAGCAAGACAGUGGCGCACAGCAGGACAGACAGACUCUGGCUAUAGGCUCAAAUUAAAGCCAGCACUACUAUUACUGCUACUGCAGGUUUGUCCAUGUGAAGCAGAUAAAAGAAAAUAUGAAUAAACUUAAUUUUUUUUUUUUUAAAUGAUGAUUCUUCUUGCCUCCCCUUUUCUUCUUCCUUUCUGUCCUCUUCUUUUUACCCCCCCUCCCCUCUGCCUUCUCUCCACACCCUGCCACCGGACUGUCAAGACAAGAGAUGUUGCAGCUGCACACCAGCAUGCUGUUGAUUUUGAUUCUUGUGUUCCCGUCCUUUCUCUCUCUGUGAUGCCAUAUCGGAUUACAUUGUAAUUACCUACACACUGGGAGUGUGCUCUCAACCACCCCUCCGCAGAACAUGGGCAAAGCUAUUUAGAGAGCGCUGUUUCCAUGUCUGAAUUUACAUGGGUGUAAAAUGUUUUUUUAAGCACAGACUUGAUCUUCCUCUGUCUUAAGAUCCGAUCUUAACCAAAAUGAGGUGAAGAUGGGAUUUUGCUCCUUUUUUUUGUAAAUAUAACUUGUUUAUUGAAAGGA
Molecule: messenger RNA, 1718 nt
Organism: Dicentrarchus labrax (European seabass)
Lineage: Eukaryota; Metazoa; Chordata; Actinopteri; Moronidae
Gene: derl1
Product: derlin 1
Exons: 8
Coding region: 184-951 (255 amino acids)
Biological process (GO): endoplasmic reticulum unfolded protein response
Cellular component (GO): endoplasmic reticulum membrane; Hrd1p ubiquitin ligase ERAD-L complex
Molecular function (GO): ubiquitin-specific protease binding; misfolded protein binding
Source: RefSeq, a predicted model, not a curated record